AUGAAGCCCGAUGAAUUCGAAAAUGAGCUGACGGAUCCGCCGGUGCCAAUUCCUGAAGAAAUAUUCGAUCGUGUACACGGUUCUAUGGCAGGCACAGCUUUGGGCGACGCUCUUGGUGCCCAUGUCGAAUUUAAGCCUCAACCUGCUUUAAUCGCAAAUCCGGUGAAAGAUCUCGAGGGUGGCGGCACAUGGGGACUCGAGAAAGGACAGUUCACCGAUGAUACAUCAAUGACUCUAUGUCUAGCAAUUUCUUUGGUGGCACAUCGAGAAUUUUUUCUAUAUGAUCAACUAGUUCGAUAUAAAUGGUGGUUUAAGAACGGUUAUAUGUCUUCUGUAGGCAGAUGUUUUGAUAUUGGUGCAUCCACUAAACGAUCUUUAAUGGAAUUUGAACGUCGUCAACUUGAAUACUCUAGAAAAUACAAUGUUCCAUAUGACCAAAUGGACCACUUGAAACCUUCUGAAGUUUUAAAUAAGUUCGAUGUAGUCUGUAGUGAAAAGAACGUAGCUGGUAAUGGUUCCUUAAUGCGACUCGCUUCUGUUCCGUUGUUCUUCCACCGUUAUCCUAAGGAAGCCGUUGAGUAUUGUGGACUCAGUGCAAAAAUUACUCAUGAUGAUCAGCGUGCUUAUGAUGCCUGUCGUUAUUACGGUGCUUUAAUUGCGGCCACUCUCCAUGGUGCGAGCAAAGAUGAGCUGCUCGACAACAAUUUUUAUUCUAAACAUAAAGACUGGUUCGGUAAUGAGGAGCUUCAUCCAGACAUAAUGAAUAUUGCGCAAGGAUCUUAUAAAAAAGAAGGUGGAUAUGAUCAAGGCAUUCGAGGCACAGGAUAUGUUGUUAAUGCUCUGGAAGCCGCUUUGUGGGCUUUUUGCUAUGAUAAGGAUUCGUUCGAAGUUGGAGCUCUUGCUGCAGUCAACCUCGGCGAUGAUACUGACACAACAGCGGCGAUUUAUGGCCAAUUAGCUGGUGCAUAUUAUGGUUAUAAUGAAUUAUGUUUCAUUGAAAAUGAUGCUGGUAGAUUUACUCGAUUUAAAAAUUUUCAAGCAUUUGAAAUAUCUAAUUUCGUUAAUUAUGUUACUAAUUGGACUCAACUAAUGUUGGUUAUUCAUGAGACUUAUGAUUAUCGUACACCAAAUACUCAAGGUACUAUAAUCUUUUGA
Molecule: messenger RNA, 1155 nt
Organism: Rotaria sp. Silwood1
Lineage: Eukaryota; Metazoa; Rotifera; Eurotatoria; Philodinida; Philodinidae
Source: the annotation of a GenBank genome assembly